This is a messenger RNA of Sorex fumeus (smoky shrew), 6431 nucleotides long. It is a transcript of the gene RNF217, whose product is annotated as ring finger protein 217. The transcript is spliced from 6 exons. Gene Ontology annotation, cellular component: cytoplasm; ubiquitin ligase complex. The coding region runs from base 164 to 1765 and encodes 533 amino acids. Gene Ontology annotation, molecular function: ubiquitin protein ligase activity; ubiquitin conjugating enzyme binding; zinc ion binding. NCBI's taxonomy places the organism in Eukaryota, Metazoa, Chordata, Mammalia, Eulipotyphla, Soricidae. Gene Ontology annotation, biological process: ubiquitin-dependent protein catabolic process; protein polyubiquitination; positive regulation of proteasomal ubiquitin-dependent protein catabolic process. The record is from RefSeq and is a predicted model, not a curated record.
GGGCUCCCCGGAGGGAGCUCGGGGCGUCCCCGUCCCGGAGGCGGGACCCGGAAGCAGAAGCGGAGCCGCGAAUCGAGCCGAGCCGCUGCCCCCGCUGCCCGCCGGCGCCGGCUGGGGGUCCCGGCGGCUGGAUGGGCGGCGGCGGCGCGGGCCGCGGGCGGCGAUGGGCGAGGAGCAGAGCACGGUGAGCGGCGGCGGCGGGGCCCCCGAGGCGCGGGCGCCCGCCGCGGGCGCCACGGCCCCCACCGGACCCCCGAGAGCGCCCCGGCGGGACAGCGCCGGGGCGCCCGGGCCUCGAGCCCUCCCGGCCGAGACGGCCGGCGGGGGCUGCGGAAGCGACGCGGGCUGCGCCGACCCGAGCCGCGUCCCGGAGCCCGCGAGGACCCGCGGGGGCACGGGCUGGGGGCAGAGCCCGGCGGCCCCGGGGCGCGAGCGCGUGCAGCUGGCACUGGCCGAACCCCUGAACCCGCAGGCGUUGCAGCUGCAGCUGGCCGAGGAGGCGGCGGCGGCCGAGACCCGGCACCCGCGCGACGACGGGGAUGAUGAAGCCCCCGAGGCGCCCGGCGCCGGGGCCCGGGACCCCGGACUGGGCUUGGACGUGCUGGGGCCGCGGCGGCCGCCCCCCGCCCCGAGGCACGUCUUCUGCUCCGUGUACUGCGUGGAGAAUGACCUGCCCGACGUCCCCGCCACCCCGCGGCCCGCGUCGCCGCCCCCUCGGGGGUCGCCUGUGACCCACCCGCCCGGCACUCCAGCUUCCUUGCCCAGCCCCCCGGCGGACCCUCUCGCCCCCGACGGCGGCAGCAUCGAGCUGGAGUUCUACCUGGCACCCGAGCCUUUCUCCGUGCCCAGCCUGUUGGGAGCGCCCCCCUACUCCGACCUGGGUGGGGUCGGGGACCCCUAUGCGCCCCUCAUGGUGCUGAUGUGCCGGGUGUGCCUGGAAGACAAGCCCAUCAAGCCCUUGCCCUGCUGCAAGAAGGCCGUGUGCGAGGAGUGCCUCAAAGUCUACCUGAGCUCCCAGGUUCAGCUUGGCCAAGUUGAAAUCAAAUGCCCUAUCACAGAAUGUUUUGAAUUCCUGGAAGAAACCACAGUCAUCUAUAACUUAACACACGAAGACUCCAUCAAAUAUAAAUACUUCUUGGAACUUGGCCGUAUUGAUUCUAGCACCAAGCCAUGUCCUCAGUGCAAGCACUUUACAACCUUCAAGAAAAAAGGACAUAUCCCCACCCCUUCCAGAUCGGAGAGCAAAUACAAAAUCCAGUGCCCCACUUGCCAAUUUGUCUGGUGUUUUAAGUGCCACUCUCCUUGGCAUGAAGGUGUUAACUGCAAGGAGUACAAGAAAGGAGACAAAUUGUUGCGUCACUGGGCCAGCGAAAUUGAGCAUGGACAGAGGAAUGCCCAGAAGUGUCCCAAGUGCAAGAUCCACAUCCAGAGAACUGAAGGAUGUGACCAUAUGACAUGUUCACAGUGUAACACUAAUUUUUGUUAUCGAUGUGGGGAGAGGUAUCGCCAGCUCCGUUUCUUUGGAGACCACACAUCAAACCUCAGUAUAUUUGGAUGCAAAUAUCGCUACCUCCCAGAGAGACCUCAUCUAAGGAGAUUAGUGCGAGGGUCAGUCUGUGCUGGAAAAUUAUUCGUUGCACCUCUAAUCCUGGUUUUGGGAUUAGCACUAGGGGCCAUAGCAGUUGUUAUCGGUUUAUUUGUAUUUCCUAUCUAUUGCCUUUGUAAAAAACAGAGAAAACGUUCACGGACAGCUAUGCACUGGUGAAAUUUGCAACAGCUUUCAUCUGCCUGAGCUGGUUGGAGUGGGAGCCUUACAGAACGGGGCACUGUCUGAAAGCCAAAUCUUGAAAAACACCGAGAGGAAUCUUCUGUAUCUCGCCUCCCUGUGGUUCUCUGCAGACCACAAUGCCUCUAGCACCGGUGCACUCCCAACCUUGAUAUCCUGUCCUUUUCUUCCACAGAUUGCUGCUUCUAAUGAAAACGGUCACUUUCGUAGACUAUAAACAUCUGUAUCAUAACUCUGACUUUCUUAACGGUUCUUGGAAGAAAAUAGUUUAACUAGGAACCACUUAUCCUCUGAACUCUCUGAGCAUUGCUUGGACAGUCUUUGUACUUGCACCUCCCUCCAGGCCAUCUUCUGAGACUAGGUGUGAGUAGCAGAAGUCCCACCUGUACCAGCAAACAGAGAGAGCCACUUGUAAGAAGAUAAAGGCUCAUCAUUUGCACCUAUUUUCAUCUGUGCCCCAAGCAGUUUAAUUCCUUCAUCCUUCAGAUGUUAUGCUUGUUAAACAUGCCCAAAAGGGAACUAAUGAAACUAAAUUAAUGAGAAGAAUCUUGAGUUACUGAAGUGUUUAUGUGUGGGGUAUAAAUGUGUGUAUAUAAAUAGCUAUAUUAAACUGAGGCCCGAUAACCUUGCACUUGUCAAGUUCCAUGCCUUUACACAAUAUUUCCAUGGUUUUGUGGCCAUAGUUAAAGAUGAUGUUUCCUUUGUGGGCAUAACCUGUUAAUAUAAAGAAUUCAAACCAAUGUAGGCACAGGCUAUUUCAAUGUUUAUCCUUUCUAUUUCUUUCUCUCCCUCCUUUUCCUACAUACACGCAGAGAAAUUCAUGCAGUGUCACUUCAAGGAUUAUCCAACUAUAAGGCUAAAAAUGAGAGAUGGCUUUUAGGAAAUUCUUAAGAUAUAAAUGUUCAGUCUUCGUAUUUCAUGUAUUUUAGCAUACCUGCUUAAAUAUAUUAAAUAAAUCCUUCAGACUAGAUAAAUUUAAGCAAAAAGGUUAAUUUGGUUAACCUUUUAAACAAUCCCUCUUUUGAUAUUGUUUCUAAACCAAUUUACUGUGGCAGAUAAUUCUGUACUAGGUCAAGGUGUAAUAUUCAAUAACCCACUUUCCCAGCUUUUUUUUCUUUCUUGUUUUUCCUGAAAACAAAUGCUAGUUUUGAAAUUUAUUUUCUUAUGCUUACUGCUCAAAUGCAUAAUGUGUUGGUUUCUUCCUUUGGGGGGAGAUAUAUAUAUAUUGAAAACAAGAUGUUUUCAAAAUAUAUAUGCAUAUAAUUUGUUCAUGGGCUUAUCUAAAACAUAAUUUUAGGAAAAGAAAACAAAAGUAGUGAAGGAAAUAUUUUCAGAAAGUUUAUCAAAUUGAUGUCUUUUAAAAUACAAGAAAAAGCAGAUAACACCUCUUUCCUGUUUCCAUCACAAAAGUUGAUAACAGAAAGGAUGUAAAGACCCUAAGAAGCCUAAUGUCUCCAAUUGUUUCCUAAUCCUUGAAAUUAAUUGUUUGCCAUAGAUGUAUCAUCUGUCUUCAAUCUUGUCAGACUUGAAAUAUAUUGUGAUAAGACAUGCAUUAACAUGGAUCAUUUGUUUUAGUGGGCUCCAGACUCUAGGAAUAUUUAUCAUUUUGUUUUACUUUAGAAGGCCAUGAUAGUGGAAGUUUACUUGCAUGGAUAACUAGCCAGCACAUGUGCAUUUUUCUGAAUCAUGCUCAGAAUCAAUGUACUACAGCUUCUGUGCUAGUCUUUUUCCAGAUAGACUAGGGUAUGCGCUUAAUCACUCUGGAAUGGUGUAUUUCUAAACCAUGAUGUGGUGCAAGAAAGAGUAAUGCUCUAGCUUCACAAGUUCAUCUUUUCGUUUAUCCACCCAUCCAUUUGACAAAAUAUUUACCGAGUGCCUAUACUACAUGCUCUAGUACUAAAACUGAAGCAAGACUUUCUAGCUAAACUCCAUGUAUUUCUGUUGUUAAGAGUGUUUAAUUUUGAUAAAUUCGUCCUCUCUGAUUUAGGCAUUAGUUUGACAAUAAUAUGAAUGUGGUGAUUACUAAAUUAGUGAAUAUGCUCAUAUGUGAUAUAUGUGUAUGUAUUUAUACAUGUUAGUGUAUAAAUAUGAAUACAUAUCCCACAUGUAUACAAAAUAGCUAAAUAAUAUAUUCUCUGGUCUUAGAGAAUCUAUUUUAUUUUCUUAGGUUAUUGUCAUCUGAUGUCUUUGGCCUACUCAGGGAUUUUUAUUCCUUUCUUUGAAUAACUUAUCUUUUGGAGAUAUUUUUAUAUUAUUUGGAAAUGUUCCAAUUUUCCAGUUACAGAGGAACGUCUCUUGUCAGUGAAGUCUGUUUCGUCAACGCUUGAAAUAGGAUGCACAGUGUUGCACAGGAUUUUCACUUUUCUAUUGUAGAGAUUUUCUUAAUUAACAUGCAUUUUUCUCUUAAAAGUUGAUAUAUAUAUAUGUAUGUAUUAGGCCUUCCCCCUUUCCCUGCCAGUGACUUGAAAUAAUUAUAUUUUUACAUCAUCAUCACGAUCAUAAAAAGAGGGGGAAGUUUUAAAAAAGUGUUAUUUAUAUGACAGUGCCAACAUUAAAGGUGUAAAACAGUUGUAAUAAAAUGGGGAUGGGAGUGGGGGGGUGGACAGAUUCUACAAACUACCUUAGAAAAAGAAGUGUACACAUAAGAUAAAUAUCUUUCUAGCUAAAUCUUAUCAUUUUUAUGUUUUUACUGUAAAUUUAAUAUAAACUCCAUUUAAAAAUCAAGCUUAUAGAAUUUUAAAAUACAAAUUCCUCUGUUUACCCUACCCCUUAUUUUUUUAGGGGUUACCUCUGUUACUAUUUGGUGUUUUUCCUUCCAGACACUUUCUACAAGCAUACAGAAAGUAAGUGUGUAUAUGGUACAUGUGUCUCUGUAUUAGUUUUAUACAAACUAAUAACAAUAUUAUGUCUUGUGACUUUUUUAUCUUAUUUUAUAUUGAUAAACACCUUUCCAUAAGAGUUUAAAUAGAUAUGUAUUAUUCUUUUAUAUAUUGCUCCAUAUUGUAUUGCAGGGCUGGAAUUAAAUUUGUUUUACAGAUUUAUAUUUGUAAAACAAAUUCCUAAUUUAUAUUUGUAAAUUUGUUCCCUAUUAAAUGGACAUCAAGAUCAGUUUCACUUAUUUGUUACAAAACAUCAGUGAAGGUCCUCUAAAUAUAUUUUGUCAUUUCAUGUGAAUGUUUUCGUAAAUUUUCAGAUUUUGAUUUUUAUAAGAUAAUCAUAAUAAAACGUUAGUGAAUUUCAGUGAAAAACAUUAUAAAGAGAAUGUAUUCAAACCUGUUUCUCAGUGAAAAGGGACAGUUCAUAGUGGAGGAAGUGGAUGAUUUUGUGUGUGUGUUAGACGGGGAGAGGGUGCUACCCAGUGAAGCCCAGAGGCCCUGAGCCUGCAGCCAGCUGUUCUUGGCCCUGGCAGUGCAGUAGUCCUGCUUGGGGCGAUAUUGUGAUCAGGCCCAAGAGUGCUGGGUCCCCAGGGCCACAGCCAAAAGUGAGCCAGGUCAUAUUGCUCAUCAAACUCAGGACUUCAUGAAGCACUCUCAGGUCUUAGAAGUGCCUGAUUUUUAAAGACACUCCUUUUGCAAGAUGAUUUCACUCCUGGUUGAUUAGCCAAAUAAAUAUCAGGCCAAAAUGUAUUUAAAAUUGUAUCGUCUUCCAGUAACAGUAAAACACAAUUAUGCAAAUACAUUCUACACAGUAAAUAUUCAUUGCCAUUGGAUUUCCGUAUGUUAAUCUUUGAGUGAUAGAAAUAAACAGCCAGGCCUCAUUAUCUGGCCUGAACAUUUAACAUCUGUCAUCACUGGGUCAAGCAUCACUGGGAGGCACCUCAUCCGCAAAAAAAAAAAAAAGAGAAAAAAAAGAAAGAAAGGAAGGAAAAGAAUAGUCAAUAAAUGAAAUAAUCAUGUUUGUGUUUGUCACAUUUUUAACACCAUUAUCCAUGUUCAUGCAUGUUGCUUCACAAAAGUACUUAAUUAGGCUUUUGUAAAAACAAAGAAGCGGUAUGUUGGCAAUUAUGAGUGUCAACAAAUAUCCAUAGAAAAAUAAGUUAGAUUCAUGGGAGGUCUGAUGGUUUGUUUGGGGAUACUUAAAAUGAUGGACUAACAUGAAGCAUUUAUUUUACCAUAAAUUCUGUUGGUUUCCUUGGAACUUUUAUUGGCAGACUUGAAAAAAAAAGAGGGAUAAACCUUUUGGUACAAGCAACAUUCUGUUGCCACCACCUGGAUUUUCUGAUAGGUGCUACUGUAUCUUAAAGGUAAAACAGACAGGAAAAUAAUCAAAGAUAGUUACUGUUGAAAUCUGAUUCAUUUAAUUGUACUGUAGUGUCAGGAUCCAGUGAUGCCUGUCAAGAAAUUUCCUGUCCUGUGCCACUCACCAUGUUGUGAGUCUCAAGGGUCCAGUUGAGCCUUUAUCUUUGAACCCUAACACCCAAAUAGAAUAUCUGGCUCAGGGCUUCCCCUAAACACCUACAAACCACUGUAACCCUUUCUAGUCCUUGGUUACCCACCCCAAACCAUUUUCUCCAUUCCCUGAUGCUCUUACUGUAAGCUCCUCUUCACACAGAGAGGGUGAGAGAGAGGAGAGAUGAAAAACUGUUGUAAUAUAAAAUCUCAUUUUUUCUGACCUUCCUUGCUGGCCUUUGUCUUUGCACGUGAGA